Ipomoea triloba (trilobed morning glory) is the source of this 2387-nucleotide messenger RNA. RefSeq lists its product as uncharacterized. The coding region runs from base 190 to 2094 and encodes 634 amino acids. The transcript has a single exon. NCBI's taxonomy places the organism in Eukaryota, Viridiplantae, Streptophyta, Magnoliopsida, Solanales, Convolvulaceae. The record is from RefSeq and is a predicted model, not a curated record.
GACUCUGAGAAGCCUCACACUUUCAAUUUCACACUCCAACACUACUACACUAGACACCGGAUCCGCCAGAGCUAGCAGUUACCAGUUAAAUGCCUGUGUACUAACUUCUACAAUCAAAAUCUGUGCACUUUCUAUACCCAUUUCAAGCAGUGGUGCUCAUUAUCAGGGUAAUAAGAUUAAGACCCGAAAAUGAAUGCAGAUCUGCAGCAGAAGAAGAAGAGGAAGGAGAACGAGAGCUCGAAGAGAAGCCCAUUGCUAGAUUUUAAUAAAAUCCCCAAAUUCACCACCAAAAGAAGCAACACCUCUGCCGCUUCUUCUUCCUCUUCUUCUUCUUCGUCGUCGUCAUCUAUUGGGGCUUCAAAAUCAUGCCUUCGUGUUGUACUCUCUUCCAACAAUUCCUCUUCGAAGAGUGCUCCUCGUAAAAAGCCCACAUCUUUUUUCAGCACAAAGACUGGAAAUCUGAGGUCAAACUCCUCUAAAGAGAACGUUUUGCCCAGACCCAUUUCAGAAAACUCCAAAAAGAACGCACCGUCCCUCUACCAAUGGCAGUCCGGGAAGAAACCCGUAUCCAGAACUUAUCAAAAAUCCAAGCUUUGUGCUGAUCCGUCCGAUUCCGGGAAGAACCCGAGAUCUGGGUCAGAGAAAGUUGCUCUAAAUCGGGAGGGUUUGAAGCGAGCGGAGCCUAAAAACGGUUCAGGUAAGCAGCCAAUCCAGCUUUUUAACUUGGAUAAUAGUUUUAGUAGUUUUGAGAAUCGCACUCCUGUUGGGAAAUUAGCAUCCGGGUCUGGUCUAGAUUGUGGUAAUUUUGUUGGUGAAAUUUUGGAAGAGGAAUCCAAUGGAAAAACUAACACUAGCAUUGCUAAGACCCCUCCCAUUGAAGCCUCAGUGUCCCCUGAGAUUCCAUAUGGGUUGUCUGCAGUUCUGGCUUCAGCAAAAACUCCUUGUUAUGGUGCUGGGCAUGUUCUCUCAGGGGUCACCGAUAAACGAAAAUGCAGGCCCAGAGGGGUUCUUACUGUAGGGCCUGUGCUUGAUUCCUCAUUGAAGCGUUGGAAAGCUGAUGAGAGUAAUAAGGAGAGUGUUAAUAGCAGGGUGGUUUACAAGUCAAGGACUUCUUUUGUGCCUUUGCCUGCUGAGGCCUCAAUGUGUUGGCUGUCAUCUCCCUGUGGUGAAGGAGAUGGCACCCGUAAGAGUGGUUCAGCUAGCCAAUUCCCGGGGUUGAUGGGCUCUGCCACUCUUGAGUUACCGCCUACUACUUCUGAUUUAGAUUGCGAUGGUAGUACUGUGGGGAAGACAAGGAUUGUUUUGCAUUAUCCGAUGGAAUCUGAAUUGCAAGAGUUAUCGAAGCCUUCCUAUGAGAAAAAUGACAGCUUUGUGAUGGAUAAUUCUCCACAUUCUACGAGCACGUUAAGCUGUGGUAAUGUCAUUCAGACCCCCAAGUCGGAUUCAAGCUCAGCCCUAGAUUUUGGAUUGUCGUGGGUUAAUGUAGAUGAACAUCAUAAGCAACCUGGAUUUGAAUAUGAACUUGAUGAGGUUACAGAAAUUCUUCGCAAAGCGAGCUUAUCACCCCAGAAUCAGAUGCCUACUCAUGAUGCUCCUGAGAUGAGUUUCAAGUUUACUAAUUCAACCUCGCCUUUUGGUUUCAUUGGCAUCACUGAAUGUCAAAAAUGUAGGGAUGCUGCUGCAUCUUUGCUUUCCGAUUCCUCAUUUGGAAAUGCAUCCGAGUCUAACAUGAGAAUAUCGUGGAGGGAUGGAUUAGUCGGUGUCAGUCGAACUAUUGAGAUGGAUGAGUUAGAUCGCUGCAGAUGGCUGUCAGAUGAAGAAAACGACAAUGUAUGCUGCGGUAAUGAUCAGAUGAAGUCAAUUCAAAGUUUUGAAGGCAGUGCCUAUGAAGAAAACGAUCUUGUGAAAAGUGUGCUUAAAUCUCCUGAAUUACUUAAGGAGGAACCUUGCAUUUAUAAGAAUGGGAAGAAAAAGUUGUCUCCACAAAGACCUAGUUCUUGUGCAGAGUCCAUAUUUACUGAUGGUGGAGGCCUAGUUUCUUCUGCAGAUUCAGAUUGGACUCUUUGCUGCAAAAGUCAGCAGUUUCGGAUUUGAUUAAUGCUUUGUGUUUAUUCGAGUCCGUUCUUAGUUGUGGCUUGCAGGGCGAAGAUUUGGGGGGAAGUGGUAGCCCCCAAACAUUUUUAAAAAUUUUAUAUGUUUACUUAUAUGGUGGUGAACUGGUGAUAUGUAUAAAUUAUAUAAAUAUUUCCUAGUUGCCCCCCACCCAAUAUACUUCUAUUAGGCUUUGGCCCCUCUCAGAAUGCUUUGUAUCAUUGGAAGACAGUUGUAUUGCUAAUUUUCAACUUCAGUUAUCAAGCAUCAUCACUUGUGAUAUCUGUUUGAUCUUU